AUGGAAAAAGUUUGUUACUUGGAUAAUGUUGCAGAGGAUUUUCUGUCAUUGGUGGACUUAAGACAGGUAGAGAAAGGGCUUGGUUACAAUGUAGACAUUUCCAACCCCAAACCAAAUUUGGAAAUAUGGUAUAGAAAGGGUGGAACCCAUGGUGUAGGUGGGCUUGAACUUAUCAACUUUGAUGCUAAGCUGAUUGACAUGUUGGGCCAAAUGCCAUGUAAGAGGAUUGUUGUGUUGUACUAUAUUAAAGUGGGCAAUUCUAAUAUAGUUUGGAGUCAAGCAUCUUUUGGGUGCCAAGGUUUGGAUGGUGCAGACAAUUAUGCAGAGGUGCAACACAAUGUUCAGGUGGAAGAUGAAAUUGAGGUGCAAGAGAAAAAUAAAGAUGAAGCUAAGGUUGUAGACAGUGAAGAGGAUGAUGGAGAAUUUGUUAAUAGUGAUUACGAGUUCAAUGAAGAAGAAUUUGGGUUUAAGACAGUUGAAGUGCCUGUUCAUGAAGGGGCAGAGGACACUAUGAAUGAUAGCAAUGAGGGGCCUACUUUUUUAGCUCCUGGAGAGGUGUCAUCAGAUGGUGAGCACACCUCAGAUUUUGAUACUGAAAGUGAGGUUGAUGGGGAUGAUAUGGAAGGACAAGUUCUUAAAAAGGCACUCAGGGAAUAUUCCAUUAUUCAUGGAAGGAAAUUGUUCUUUGAAAAAAAUGACAAGAUGAGAGUAAAGGCAAUUUGUAGAGGAGGAUUAAAAUGUCCAUUUGUGCUUUAUGCUUCACAAUUAAACCAAGAUGUGCAAACAUUUGCAAUUAAGAAGUUGAGCUUAGAACACACAUGUGAGAGGGUGGAGAAACUGAAGUUUGCUAAUCCAAAAUGGAUUUGUGAGAGAUUUUCUAGCAAGAUUAAGAGAAACACAUAUUGGAAUCUGAAAGCUUUUCAAGGAGAAGUUUUGGAGUCCUAUCAUGUGAGGGUGUCCAAAACUCAAGUGUAUAGGGCAAAGAGAUUGGUUAAAGCACAAAUUGAAGGAAACUACAUACAGCAAUAUGCACGGUUGUGGGACUAUGUAGAGCAGUUGAAGAAUACCAACAAAGGAGUUGAUGGUAAUAAUGGUCUUUUCCCAAUUGCAUAUGCUGUGGCUGAGAUUGAAAACAAGGACUCGUGGAUUUGGUUUCUAUCUUUGUUGAUUGAAGAUUUAGGUAUUACAAAUGGUUUAUCUUGGGCUUUCAUAUGUGAUAAGCAAAAGGGGCUCAUACUUGCCAUUGCAUAUGUACUACCAAUUGCAGAGAUUAGGAUGUGCGUCCGGCACUUGUACAACAAUUUCAGAGCAACACAUCUUGGUCUCACUCUUAAACACAUGUUGUAG
Prunus mume (Japanese apricot) is the source of this 1347-nucleotide messenger RNA. Lineage: Eukaryota; Viridiplantae; Streptophyta; Magnoliopsida; Rosales; Rosaceae. The record is from RefSeq and is a predicted model, not a curated record.